UGGGGACAGGUGAGCACAGGCAAUUACGCGCGUGGGAGGGCCGAUCCCGCUCGGGGGAAGGAAGGAAGCUGAGGUCAAUACCCCUCGUAAGAGAGCGGCGAACUCACGCGGUGGCGUCGAGGGCCACUUCUUCCAUAUCAUCACGACGAAUGUGACCCGUGGGCGAGGAGGACAGGGACUUCGGAGUCUGGCAUUUUCUGCCGCCGGGAGAAGCGGGGGUAUUUAAGGAAGUAGGCGGAGGCUUUUGAGAUCGCCGCCACCGUCCCCUGUUAUCUGUGAUACAGUGGUCUACAUUAGACGUGCGGUGCGAGCUGUCUACCCUUUCCCCCCUUUCCCCCCUCGUCCAUCCACCCAUCUUCCCUAACACCGCGAUGUCGUCUCCUCCCUGCGUCCAUUGUGCUGCUCCCGCCCCCACUCGCGCGGAGGACGUGUACAACUUCAAUUCCUUCGUGAACUGGGAGUACGACUAUACCCCAUCCCCGGAGGGAAGAAUACAUAUGCAGCACGGUCUCCCCACCAGCGCAUACCCAGCUAUGCAAGCCGCAUUGGCUAACUCGGCGUGCGAGGAGGUUGAUGUCUGGUCGAAUCCCUUCCUGGAUUUCAGACAAACGGAUCUCUCGCAAACUCCCGAGCUCGAUAUCACUCCGACAACCUCCACCAACGAGCCUCGGGUAGUCUCUACCGCCUUCAACGCGCAGACCACCCCCAACCUCGACUACCCAGCCGACAUACAGCUCGUCUCCACAGACGACGUCUACUUCUACGUCAGCACCGCCGUCUUGAAUGCUUCAUCCUUCAACCGCUUCACCGAAGCGCUCACCGGUCCUACCAUUCCCUGUCGCGGUUUUCCUUGCAAGCGCGUCCCCGAGCGCGCGGAGGUGCUCAAUGUCCUGCUGCACACUGCAUACGGCGUGUCCCCCUCUGCCUUCGUACCCUCUCUGACGACGCUCACCGACGCCAUUGGGCGGUUACCAACGUACGGCCUAAACCCGAAGGCCCACGUAGCGCCAGGAGGACCCAUCUUCGAGCUAGUGCGCGCGCAAGCUGCGCUUUCCCCGCUGCAUGUCUACACAGUGGCUGCCAUGCACGACCUCUUCCCCCUUGCGCAGAUGGUCUCACCCCAUCUCCUCUCGUACCCCAUCUCGUCCAUGACCGACGCGCAGGCAAGCGGGAUUGGUGCGGUAUAUCUCAAACACCUCUUCCUUCUACACCGCCGGAGGGUGGACGCGCUCAGGGACCUGCUCGCCCAGCCGCCACAAUUUCAUCCGGCGACGGACGCCUGCGAUUAUGGGGCGCAAAGAGGUCUCGCGCGCUCUUGGUCCGCCGCCGCGGCGACGGUGCUUUCGGAGGCACGCCCAGACACCUCAGUUGGCGCCAUCGAGGACGCGUUCAGGGGGCUGAAAGCCAGUUUGACCUGCGCUGAAUGCAGGAAGGGUUUGGAGAUCCGGGUUAGGAGGGCAGUAGUUGAGUGGACGAUGACUUCGACGUCCAUCUGACCGGAGCUAAGACGGGCGAUCCCCGCUGAGCUCGGGCGCUUGGUGAAGAUCGGUGGCGCUAGACAGGACAUUGGGUGAACUUGGUGUAAUGGACGUAUUUGUUUAUCGGUAUAUUCUGACUCGGCAGACGGACGCCACUGUAGCACCGCGCGUGUAGCUGAAUCCUAACUCAGGAGACGAAUGCAUUCUUGUCGCGUAAGGAUGCUCGUGACCCUAUGUUUAGUCG
Messenger RNA from Schizophyllum commune H4-8, 1722 nucleotides. RefSeq lists its product as uncharacterized. Lineage: Eukaryota; Fungi; Basidiomycota; Agaricomycetes; Agaricales; Schizophyllaceae. The record is from RefSeq and is a predicted model, not a curated record. The transcript is spliced from 4 exons. The coding region runs from base 372 to 1496 and encodes 374 amino acids.